Molecule: messenger RNA, 1479 nt
Organism: Hypomesus transpacificus
Lineage: Eukaryota; Metazoa; Chordata; Actinopteri; Osmeriformes; Osmeridae
Gene: nim1ka
Product: NIM1 serine/threonine protein kinase a
Exons: 5
Biological process (GO): protein phosphorylation; intracellular signal transduction; microtubule cytoskeleton organization
Cellular component (GO): cytoplasm
Molecular function (GO): tau-protein kinase activity; protein serine/threonine kinase activity; ATP binding
Source: RefSeq, a predicted model, not a curated record
CAGGAGGAGGGGGCGGCGGGGGGUCAGAGGGGGCCUGGAUUGAGCCGACAGGACAGCUCGGACAUCCACACGGACGAGGAGGGCGCCCCCACGCGCCGCCUCACCCCUCUGGAGAGACUGAACCUGGACAUGUGCCAGGACGACAGGGUGGUGCGGGAGCUGACUGUGGGUCGGAGGAUUGGCUUCUACAAGGUCCGAGGAGAGAUCGGCUCCGGAAACUUCUCCCACGUCAAACUCGGCAUCCACGCCCUCACCAAAGACAAGGUAGCCAUCAAGAUCCUGGAUAAGACCAAGCUGGAUCAGAAGACCCAGAGACUGCUGUCCAGAGAGAUCUCCAGCAUGGAGAGACUGCAUCACCCCAACAUCAUACGGCUCUACGAGGUGGUGGAGACGUUGUCACGGUUACACCUGGUGAUGGAGUAUGCGGGCGGAGGGGAGCUCUACUCCAAGAUCACCUCCGAAGGAAAGCUCUCCGACAUCGACAGCAAGAUGGUCUUCUCCCAGAUCCUGUCAGCCGUCAAACACAUGCACGACAACAGCAUCAUCCACCGGGACCUGAAGGCAGAGAACGUGUUCUAUACCUGCAGCACCUGCGUCAAGGUGGGCGACUUUGGCUUCAGCACACUGAGCAGGCGUGACGAGACGCUCAACACGUUCUGUGGCUCCCCCCCCUACGCCGCCCCGGAGCUGUUCCGAGACGAGCGCUACCUGGGCGUGCUGGUGGACGUGUGGGCGCUGGGGGUCAUGCUGUUUUUCAUGGUGACUGGGACCAUGCCGUUCCGGGCCGACACGGUGGCCAAGCUGAAGCGCUGCAUCCUGGACGGAGCCUACCUCGUCCCCCCCUGGGUCCCGGAAGCCUGCCAGCGCCUCAUCCGAGGAAUCCUCCAGCCCCAGCCGUCUGACCGCUGCAGCGUGGAGCAGAUGAUGGCCUGCAAGUGGCUCCUGCCCGUGGAUUUCCCCCGAGCCAUGGAGCCCUUCCAGCUGGAGCCGUCGUACCUGGCGGAGCGCGGGCCGUCAGAGCUGGAGGAGGAGGAGGUGGAGGUGAGGGCUGCACUCCUUAGCCUGGGCAUCACCUCCGAGCACAUCCUCAACAACCAGGGCAAGGACUGCCGGAGCUCCAUCACAGGGGUGUACCGGAUCCUGCUGCACCGGGCCCACAAGCGGCGGGCGGUGGACAGCAUGCCCGUGGUCACGCACGUGGUCGCGGCCAGCGGGACCAAGAAGGACCGGCUGCGGGCAUACCGGAGUCUGAGGCAUACGUCCAAGCUCUGCCUGAUUCUGUGACUGGGCAGGGGACACAUGGGGACAACCAAUCAUAGACCUCGAUGACAACAGGAGUCUCUUGAAAGUGUUCCUGGUGUUUGCACCUGACCUGAUCAGACUUUUCCAGGUAGUUUUGAAUGUUUUCAAGGACAAUGUUCACUCAACAAAACCUUCUUAGCAAGAGCGAUUUAAAUUUGGAUUACAGAAGAUUACGUG